AUGAGUUUUGGUUUCUCUGUGGGUGAUAUGCUUCACCUGAUUGAGCUGGCCCAGAAGACUCGGAGAUCGUUCAUUGAUGCGCCAGCUCAAUUCAGACAAAUAUCCGAAGAAGUUAGAACGCUCUCAAAUGUAUUGCGCGACCUUGAAGACGUUAUUCCUGAGCGAGCGCUGCCAGAGGCUCUCUCCGAGUCCCUUGGUGACCAUGUCGAUGUUUGUACCCGCUUACUGGAGGAGAUACAAGCAGUGUUACUCAAGUACCACUCUCUAGACGGUAAGAAUGGUAAAACAAGAAAAACAUGGAGGAGAAUUCGCUGGGAACCAGAUGACAUUAAAGAUAUGCGACAGCGAUUAACCUCCAAUAUUGUCCUGUUAAGCACCAUCAACGAUACUUUAAAUGGCCACUCGCUUGUCAAGGUACAGGAGGGCAUUGAUCGGCUUCACGACUUCAACGAAGACCAAGAGUUCACUACGAUCACGUCAUGGCUCUCAUCGCUACAAAAUGCAGCACAGCAUAACGAUGUAUUGACCAGACGCCACUCAGGCACUGGGAAAUGGUUCCUCACCUCUCAGCAAUAUGUUCAUUGGCGAGAGUCAACUCGCGGCACGCUAUUCUGCCCUGGUCUUCCAGGUGGAGGCAAGACCGUCAUUGCUGCAUCUGUUAUUGACGACUUACUGCAUAGGUUUGAGCCAGAGGACAGAGUUGGUGUCGCGUUCAUAUACUGCAGUUACAAGCGACAGCAUGAACAGAGCGUCCAGGAUUGUAUGGCCAGUCUGCUCAAACAGCUUGUUCAGCAACUACCCAAGAUGCCCCCGACUAUACGCAGUUUGUAUCGCCGGCAUAAGAACAACCAGACGAGACCAUCUUUAGAUGAGAUUGUUCAGGCACUUCAAGCUGUUAUUGACUCUCGUGAACAGGUCUACAUGGUGGUAGAUGCUCUAGACGAGUACUCCAAGACGGCUGGUGACUUGACGAACUUCUUGAACGGAAUCUUCCAACUACAAUCAGGGCGCAAUAUUAAUAUCCUGGCGACAUCGCGGCCGAAUAUUGCUGGUGUCAGGCGUUACUUGAAUAACGGCAUGGAACUGGAGAUCAGUGCUCGGGAGGAAGACGUGCGUCAGGUGCUGGAGAACGCAAUGCCCGGGAUGCCGAGCUGCAUCUCGAGCAAGCCGGCUCUCCAGAAGCAGGUUGUUGAAGGGAUUGCCAAAGCUGUCGAUGGAAUGUUUCUGCUCGCACGACUUCAUCUUGACUCGCUGCGUGAUAAGCUGCGACGAAAGGAAGUCCUCAGAGCACUUGAGAAUCUUCCCACUGGAGAAGAGGCUCUCAACAUUGCAUACACAGAAGCCAUUGACCGCAUCGACUCGCAGCGACCGGGCUGUCGUGACCUGGCCAAGUCGGUCCUCACGUGGAUCAGCAUUGCUCGCAGACCUCUGACCACAUCGGAACUCAGACAUGCGCUGGCAAUUGAGCCUGACGAGACAGAACUUGACGAGUGCAAUCUCCCCGAGCUUGAAGACAUGCUGUCUUUUUGCGAAGGACUUGUCGUUGCCGAUGAGAAAAGUAACAUCAUCAGCCUCGUGCACUAUACAACCCAAGAAUACCUUGACCAAGUCAGACAUAAGUGGCUUCCUAACUCCCACAAAGAGGUUGCCCUUAACUCUCUUGCGUACCUGUCGUAUGAUGACUUUGCCGCGGGUGCCUGCGAGAGUGACAGUGCUUUCGAGCAUCGCUUGCAUAAGCAUGUACUACUCGACUACUGUGCUAAGAACUGGGGCGACCAUGUGCGUGAUGCCAUCGACGAGGAAGUCAAUGAGGCAGCCCUUGAGUUUCUUGAAGACGAUCGGAGAAUCGCUAGUGCGGUACAGGUGCGAAUGGUGGCGGGUUACCAUUUCCAAGGCUACAGUGCCAAGGUGCCUGUAAAAAUUGGUGCCGUUCACAUCGCUGCGCAAUUUGGGCUUACCAAGAUUGUGUCUCAAUUACUUGACGACGACGCAGAGGCAGAUGUCAAGGAUGACUUUGGCAGAACACCACUGCCUUACGCUGCCGAAUAUGGCCACAAAGAUACCGUAGAACUGCUAAUGAAGCACACAGACACGGAUACAGACUUUGCGGAUGAGCAAGGUCGUACACCCUUAUCGUGGGCUGCAGGGCGCGGACAUGUCGAUGUACUCAAGGUCCUUCUCAAUUGCCCAGCUGUCAGUGCCAACUCAAAAGACUCUCACUCUCAAUCGCCGCUCUCAUGGGCUGCACGGAUGGGUGCUGCAAGUGCAGUGAGAUAUCUAAUUACGAGAAAUGAGGUAGACAAAGAGUCACGCGACAGAAGCGGGCAGACUCCGUUAUCCUGGGCCGCUUACAACGGGCACCUGGAGAUCACAAUGAUGCUGGCUGAGUCACCUGGAGUUGACAUCGACUCAAAGGAUGACUUUAGUCAAACGCCGCUCUCAUGGGCAGCUCACAACGGUCAUAUCGGCGUUGUUGCUUAUUUAUUGAGUACUUCUCGCGUCAGUGCCGAUACACCAGACGCAGAUAAUCGCACACCGCUAUCGUGGGCGGCACACAAUGGCCACGCCUCUGUAGUCAGACUGCUGGCGUCACGAUCGGACGUCAAUGCCGACAAGAAAGACAACAGCGGACAAAGUCCGCUUUCAUGGGCGGCGCGUGAGGGUCACAUAGAUGUGGUCGAGUUUCUCACGACUCUCGACGACGUCCAAAUCCAUGCUGCAGAUCGACGUGGAAAUACAGCGUUGAAGUGGGCGGCGUGGAAUGGGUAUGCGGACAUUGUGCUGGCCUUGGAGGCGAAGAGACAACGCGGUAGUGCCGAAAGACGAAUAUCGCUACUGAAGACUGAGUUUGAGACUACGGCGGAGCAUAUAGAGGACAUAUCCGCGCCUCAUGUUCAAAGGAUAGUGUGA
This is a messenger RNA of Fusarium fujikuroi IMI 58289, 2910 nucleotides long. Its product is annotated as related to ankyrin. Bases 1 to 2910 code for a protein of 969 amino acids. NCBI's taxonomy places the organism in Eukaryota, Fungi, Ascomycota, Sordariomycetes, Hypocreales, Nectriaceae. The record is from RefSeq and is a predicted model, not a curated record. The transcript has 4 exons. Gene Ontology annotation, molecular function: protein binding; RNA binding; RNA nuclease activity. Gene Ontology annotation, biological process: RNA processing.